Molecule: messenger RNA, 3384 nt
Organism: Vespa mandarinia (Asian giant hornet)
Lineage: Eukaryota; Metazoa; Arthropoda; Insecta; Hymenoptera; Vespidae
Gene: Zip48C
Product: Zinc/iron regulated transporter-related protein 48C
Biological process (GO): zinc ion transmembrane transport
Cellular component (GO): membrane
Molecular function (GO): zinc ion transmembrane transporter activity
Source: RefSeq, a predicted model, not a curated record
GUGUGGUGUUGGUAUUGGUAACGGUGAUGGUGGAACUGGUGGUGGUACUGGUAGCAGUGGUAACAGUGGUAGUGGUGGUGGUGGUGGUGGUGGUUAUAGAUAGUAGUAUUAUUGAGUAGUGGUAGCAAUGAUUUAAUCGAGAUAAACGCGAAACGUUUUGCUAGUAUCCGCGGUUCGAUGAUAUGGUGAAACGAUGUGUUAAUAACAGUGAUAGUGAUAACGGUGAUAAUGGUGUAGUAAGAAACUGUGAUAGUGAUAAUGGUGGUAGUAGGUGUGUAACAGAAACGGCAACAGAAACAGCAAUUGGAAGAAUUAUAGCUAUAGCAACAGUAGCAAUAAAGCGGCUCCGACGGUAGUGGUGGCAGCACCUGCAGUAACACCAACGUUAACAGUAGUGGUAGCUGUUAAGAUUAGCGCGGGGGGACUGAGUGCGAUUCCGUCGUCCGUGAUUUUCGCUAGACACGAGAAACAGUUUUCUCGUGGCACACGUUCGCUUCGGGUUAGUUCUGUUAGGAGAAAGGAAGGGGUAUUGUUAUGCGGCGUGUCACGAUUUAAUGAAUUAAAGAAAGAAAGACUAACAGAGAGAUAGAAAGAGAGAGAGAGGGAGAGAGAGGGCGAUAAGAAGAUUUAAAGAAUUAAAAAGGAAGAGAGAAAGAAAUAAAAAUGUUGAAGGAAUAUUCGCCGAUAGUACAGGCCCUUUUAGGGACACUAUUUACGUGGGCCCUUACGGCAGCGGGUGCCGGCCUCGUUGUCAUCAUACGCGGGAAACAGCGAAAAUUGUUGGACAUCAGUCUUGGAUUUGCCGGUGGCGUGAUGGUAGCAGCAAGCUAUUGGUCCCUGUUGGCGCCAGCUAUUGAAAUGGCAACGGAGAGCAAAAUUUAUGGAACCGAAGGCGAAUACGCAUUUGUACCGGUUGGAGUUGGGUUUCUCAUAGGCGCGGCAUUCGUAUACGGAACGGACGUGUUGAUAUCUUCCCUUGGCAUUCAGUCCCCCAAUGUGCUUUUAGCUAUGCAAUCAGUCGGUACGAAACAAAGAGGCAAGGUCCUUGCAAAACUAAAGAGUGACGAGGACUUAGACGAUAUCGAUACGUUUAACGACGUACAGAUUUCCGGUGGAAUGAUGUACACUCAUGUCGAUUCGACUACUAUCGAUGGAUUUUACGAACAAAAUGCAAGAAGAAGACAAGUUGCCAAUGUACAUAGGCCAUCGGAAUCGGUCGAGAUGAGUACGGUUUACGAAGAUCCUAGUAACGAAGUUAAGAAUAAUCAAUGGAGGAGAAUAUUGUUAUUGGUUGUGGCUAUUACGGUGCACAAUAUACCCGAAGGCCUUGCCGUUGGUGUUGGUUUCGGAGCGAUAGGAAGCAGUGCAUCAGCUACUUUUGAAAAUGCAAGGAACCUAGCAAUCGGGAUUGGGAUUCAAAAUUUUCCAGAGGGCUUGGCAGUUUCGUUGCCUCUUCAGGCGGCAGGUAUCAGCACCCUGAAGAGUUUCUGGUACGGGCAGCUUUCUGGUAUGGUAGAACCGAUCGCCGGUGUCCUUGGCGCUGCGGGGGUGACAUUAGCGGCACCUGCUUUACCCUAUGCACUGGCCUUCGCCGCAGGAGCCAUGAUCUAUGUUGUCAUUGACGACAUCAUUCCGGAAGCCCACGAAAGCGGAAACGGUAAACUCGCCAGCUGGGCCGCCAUCGUGGGCUUCUUGGUGAUGAUGUCUUUGGACGUGGGAUUAGGCUAAGAGAUCGCAAUACAACGAUUAUCGUUCUCGGAAACAUGGAAUCCACAUAACGAUAUAUAUAUAUAUAUAUAUAUAUAUAUAUAUAUAUAUAUAUAUUCGCCUAAUUCGAGUCAUUCGUAUUGACGACUUCUAAUUUUUAUUUUGAUGGGUCGAUCAAUUAUUUCCUCUACAAUGAAUACUUCCACGUAUCGAUUUUAACGUUCGAUCGAUGGAUCGAUAGAUAGAUAGAUAAAUCGAUAGAUAGAUAGAUAGAUAGAUAGAUAGAUAGGUAGAAUUUUGUACGAAAGAUUUUAUAAAGAUUCGUACGAUCGACAUUUUUUUUUCCUUUUUCUGUUUUUUUAUUUUUUUUUUUCUUUUUUUUUCUUUUUCUUUUUCUUUUUCUUUUUAAUUUUCUUACAUAUCUUAACUUUUACAAUAUCUUCUUUUAGAUACAUACAAACGCACGCACACGCAUAUAUAUAUAUAUAUAUAUAUAUAUAUAUAUUCGUUUUUAAUUUAUUUAUACCUGCUAUAUGUAUUAUAUGAUCGAGAAUAGAUCAUCGAUCAAAUGUUAAAAUCCAACGUUGAUCUACUCAGGGUACGCGGAUCUUCGUUGUCGAUCGGCGUCGCGAUUUCUUUUCUUCUUUUUUCUUUUUUUUUUUUGUUUUUUUUCUUUUUCCUUCUUUUUUGCUAGGAAAAUAUAGAUCGAUAGAUUAAAAAAAAAAAAAAAAAAAGAAAAAAAAAAAAGAAAAAAAUAAUUCAAAUUGAUGCGCGCAAUGUCGAGAAACGAGUACAUCGGAAUCAGACAGAAAAUGAGAGAAAAAGAAAGAUAUAAGAGAUGGAUUAUCGAUCAUUGAUCUUUCUUUUCACUUUUGUCUUAUUUGAUAUUUUUGUUUUUCUGGAUAAAUUAUUUUUUUCUUUUUUCUUCAUUUUUUUCUCUUAUUCUUUUUUUUUUUUUUUUUUUUUUGUUUGCUCCUCCAUCCCCCUAAAAUUUUCUAAGAAGCGUCGAUUUAAUCGAACGAACGAUAUUUGCAAGAUCGAUCUACUUGGCCUUCGUCCAAUCUCUUUUCUAGGAUAUUUGUAAUCGUCGUUAAAGCAACUAACCGCGAGAUAUUAUCGUAAAUCGACGAUAAGAUGUUUUCUUGAUACCCCGCCUGCCGAGAUUCUUUUAAUGUCGUCGUUCGUGCAAAAUUUAUUUUUAACGAGCCGUAUCGAAUUUACGCGAAUUAUUUUAUGAUACUUUCUUCUUUUCUCUCUCUCUCUCUCUCUCUCUCUCUCUCUCUCUCUCUCUCUCUCUCUCUCUCUCUUUCUUUUUUCUCUUUCUUUCAUUUCUGUCUUUUUUGUUUCUUUUUUUUUUUUUUUUUUUUUUUUUUUUUGUUUUUUUUCCAUCAUCCUCCUCCGCAACAAUCAUUUUAACGUGAAUAUUGAGAAUUAUUGACGUGAGAUGCUUCAUCUAAUUUUAUUCAUCUGCAAGAAAGAGAAAAAAAAGGGACGAGGGGGAGGGGGAGGGGAAAGAAAAAAAAAAAAGAAAUAACGAAAUAACAAAGCCAAUAAAGUUUUAUGAUCGUGCCAAUUCAAUUUCUAUGAUAAACAAAAGGAAUAUUUAUUUCGUACGAGAUAAUCGGUGGAAAGUAGUUCAAAAGAAAAAGAGAAAAAAAAGAAAAAAAAGAAAAAAAA